Messenger RNA from Gigantopelta aegis, 3099 nucleotides. Its product is annotated as prosaposin-like. The record is from RefSeq and is a predicted model, not a curated record. Gene Ontology annotation, biological process: sphingolipid metabolic process. The transcript has 19 exons. Bases 124 to 1824 code for a protein of 566 amino acids. Lineage: Eukaryota; Metazoa; Mollusca; Gastropoda; Neomphalida; Peltospiridae. Gene Ontology annotation, cellular component: lysosome.
AUUAUCAUGUGAUAAAAGGUUUUGAGGAAAAGUUUCAAUUGCCAUUUCCUCAAGAUAGUCCAUUUUAACUGUGUUGUAGUAAGGAGUAAUAUUUUUCUUAGUUCAACACAGACUCUGACAACCAUGAAGAUUUUGGCUCUUUUAUCAGCUGUUUUGCUGUAUGGUCUUGCUGACUGCCAGCUGCUGGGUAAAGAGAAAUGCACAUGGGGGCCAUCCUACUGGUGCAGCCACAUCAAGCAUGCUAAGGAGUGUGGUGCCAUGGACCACUGUGCAUCGACUGUGUGGAAAAACCAGAAGAUAACCAUCAAGGAUAGUCCAUCAUGUACUUUCUGUGAGUUAAUGGUGAACAAUGUGCGUCACCUUAAGAAGUAUUCAUCAAGAAAGACUCAGCCGUAUAACUUGGUGGCCAAAACUUGCACCGUGCUUCCAGACUCGCUCAGACGAACGUGCAAAGAUCUCGUCAAAAAUAACUUGGAAGAAGUGAUGCAUCUUAUAUCAACUGAUCUGGAAGCGAAAUCAGUUUGUGCUGUGAUGGAGUUGUGUGAGAAAUUUGAUGAUGUUGUAGAACGUCCAGUGUUUGUCGACGCAUCUAUGAAGACACCAGCCAAUGAUGAUUGCUCGGAUUGUAAGGCGUUCUUCGGGGAUGUGCAGAAGAAACUUUCUGACAAUCAGACCAUCGCUCAGCUUGAAAACAUGGUUGACUCUCUGGUGUGUGCUCAACUGGGACCGUUCGAAGAUCUUUGCAAGAAAAUGGUCCACCACUACGUCAUGAUAGUGACCAAAUAUCUCCAUGACCAGUUUGAUCCCGACACCAUGUGUCACAUGAUUAAUUUCUGUCAGCAGACGGCAGGAUGGGUGGACGCCUCCCAGCCCCCAGUCUGGCUGGUGAAUGCCAUCAAAGACUUCCACACGGUCAAGUACAACAGUGUUGAUUGUCAGCUCUGCCAGACGGCCGUGACAGACUUGAGGAAAAUGAUCCGAGAGAAAACCGUUCAGGAUACACUGAAGAACUUUGUUGAAAAUAACAUUUGCAGUCUUCUGGGUAGUUUCCAGGCCAAGUGCAAGGAGGCUGUUGAAACCUAUGCGGCUGUAGCUUUCGACAUCCUGGCCAAUGAACUGGACCCCAAAACUGUGUGCAGUGCUAUUGGUUUUUGUAAUUCCACCAAACACCAGUCUAAACUGCACCGAGUUUCCUUGGGUUCGUCUUUGACCCACGUGAAUGCCAUCCCGCGAGUUGUGCAGCCAGUCCAGAAGAAAGUGUCUGGCCCCGAGUGUGCCCUGUGUGAGUUUGUCUUGAAGGAGAUCGACGAAAUGAUCGGAUCAAACAGAUCAGAGGCUGCAGUGGAGGCAGCCCUGGACCAGGUGUGUGACAUCCUGCCCCAGACGAUCUCCCAGGAGUGUAAGGACUUCAUCGCCACGUACGGACGUGCCAUCAUCCAGCUGCUGGUGCAGGAACUCGACCCAAAAAAGAUCUGUACCAUCCUCGGACUCUGCUCGAUGUCUUCAAUCCAUGUUGGUCCAGUCAAGUCGAAUGAUGCUGUCUGUGACAUCUGUUCAGAUGUGAUGGGCUACUUCCUCAAGUACCUGAAGCAGAAUGCCACCAUUGAAGAAGUCAAAAAACUGCUUGAAGAUCUGUGCAACCGCCUGCCAGGCGCCAUUUCUCAAGAAUGCGACUCGUUUGUCGAUCAGUACAUCCAGCUUGUAAUGGAUCUCAUUACCGAGGAAUAUUCCGCCAAGCAGAUCUGCCAGGCGAUCAGUUUGUGUCCGCAGAAGAGGAACAACUCGACACUGUACUUCAAGAGACUGAGAGGAGGGCCACAUUAAAAACAAGUUACACCACAGAGCAAUUGAAAGCAUAACAAGAUUAAACAAAAAUCCAUAUUAGUUGCAAAAUUAACAAAUUGUAUUUUUGAUAUUUUACUGCUUAAGCCAUACCAUUUAAACUCUGCAUUCGGCGAGAUAAAUUAGUGUUGGAUUCCAUCCACCAGUCUACCUUGGAACAGUUUUGGACACCGGUCUACAAACGGGAUCUCUUCCAUUGUGAAGAUACUAAUGUAAUAAUCUGACUGAAUUAACUGACUGAAAUGAAUCAAAAUCAGAGCAUUUAACAUAAAUAUUAGAUAAAUUUCUUAAAAUACUUUUCAAAUUGCAGUGGCUAUUAAUAUAAAACUUACUUGCUUCAAGCUUAUGUUUUGUUUUUGCAUUUUAGAUCAAUGUGAACAACAUUUUUUACUUUUUUAAUUUAGAACUGAAAAUUUAUCCACCUAUUAUUAUUUGUGUUCAUAAUUUAAGCAGAUGACAAGUACAUCCCCCCCCUUCCCCCUCCUCAAAUCCCCCAUUAUCAGCUCAAUAUGUCACGGAAAUACUCAAGAAAAAAUUUAAAAUUAAUGUACAGCUGUUUGGCAUGAAAUCAGAUUAUGGAAGCUUCAUAUGCAAAUAAUUUAUUUUAAGUGAAAGAAGAAUGUGGAAAGCUGAUUCUGAAAAUAUUUGUUGAUCUACCACUUUUAACCGAGAGAAUAUGACAUAUUUGAAAUGGCUUCCCCACAUACAUAUUUUUGUUAUUACAUUUUUUUUCUAACUCUUUCCUCCACAUGUACUAUAUUUGAUAUUUAAGAAUUUGUUAGUUUAGAUCAGGGAAUGUGACAGAUUUUUUAAUUUUUACUUUUAUGCUAUAGUUAGUAGGUCACAGGCAUAAACAUCUGUAUAUACGUGUUGAGGAAAUAUAAUAUUUUAUAUUUGUGUUUUGUUGUAAUUGUGGAUAUACUGAACUUCUGUAUUGUACAAAGUGUAAAGUUCCCAGAAAAUUUCACACCAGGACCAAAAAAAAGUGUUUUCUGAAGAUGAUUGUAGUUAAGACAUAAAGUAAAAAAAACCCCAGAAAAAAUAGACAAGUGUAUCAUUAAUUUUGAAGACAUUUUUAGUAUUCAACCACUAAUAUCGAAAUCUGUGAUUGUAAGUCAGUGUGCAAGAUUUUUAAUAAUUACUUGUGUAAUGUCUUUUCUAAAGGAGUUUAAAAAAAAAAAAAUAUUGUACAUUGUUUUCUUUAUGAUUUGUCUAGAUGUUUGUGCUUUUAGAAAAUAAAAAAUACAUUCCACAAAA